CGGGGCAACGGUUAUGUGGCUAGUUGCAGUGCGGUGGAAGUCUCAUAUAUGUUCGAUACAAUACUAACGUUGUGUGAUCACAAGUUUGUGUUGCUCUAGGUCCGACAGCCGCUAUUAAAUACUUUCUCGCAUGUCGCCAAAUCACUUCAAGUCUCUUGAUAGACCAUCGCACUUGCGUUUGAAUCGUUGUAGCGAACGCACGCGGUUUUCUCUCUGUAACAAAAAGAAAAAUCGUUUAUAAAAGUUGUUGGUACGCUUCAAAUGACACACUGAAAAUAAAAUCAAAACUAGUUGAAGUUCAUUUUUGAACGAGAAAAUAGAAACAAAUUAUAGAGAAGUUCAUUUGAUCAAAUUAAAUUUGUGCGCCGAGAAAAAUUGCUGUGUUCUGUUCAGUCGUUUAAAAACGAAAUUAGACGCGAGUUUAAAUCAAAAAAGUAAAAAAAAAAAAACUAACAUGGUUGUCAGUGAUAAUCCGGAGUAUGAACAUUUCAAACAUGUUCCAGCGAUCCAAAGCUGGAUCAAAACGCAACCACAUUUGCCGCAAAAUAUACAUCCAAUUUUGAUACAGCGGUUCAUUCAUUCGGUGUAUGGUAAUGUGGAAAAGACGAAGAAACUAAUUGAAAAUAGUUUCAACAUGCGCAACAAUUACGCUCAUAUAUUCUUGAAGCGCGAUCCGAAUUCCAUUGAAUCAAAGCAAGUUUUUGAAGUUACGGACAUGAUACCGCUGCCGUAUGCAACGCGAGAAAAUUUUAAGAUCAUGUUUUAUCGGCUUUGUGACACAGACGUCGAAAAGUUUAACUUCACCGAAGCGAUUAGGAUGUUCUUCAUGGUGGCCGAUGUUCGUUUGGUCUGUAUGGAUGCUGAUGAGCCAAACAGUGGUUGGAAUGGAGAAAUACCCGUGUUCGAUAUGGCCGGAUUCAGUUUGAGACAUGUUACCUGCGUUGUUUUGUCGGUAUUACGUAUUUACAUGAAAUACACACAAGAAUCGCAUCCAGUGCGUUUGCGCCAAAUUCAUGUGAUCAACUGUUCGCCGUAUUUGGAUCGUAUCAUGGCGAUUAUACGGCCUUUUAUGCGCAAAGAAGUCUCUAAAUUGCUCCAUUUCCACAAACCGGAUUCAGACACAUUGUACAAAUUCAUUCCAAAAGAUUUGUUGCCAGCUGAAUACGGCGGAAAGUCCGGCGAAGUGAAAGAAAUCAAGAGCCGUUUCGUGAAAUUGUUCGAUUCAUAUAGAGAUUAUUUGUUGGACGAAAGCAGAUGGAAGUUGAACAGUGUGAACAGUCGCAGCUGCGCCAGCGUUAAUGCCGACCAAGAAGUUUCCGGCAACUUCCGAACGCUUUGCAUCGAUUAGACGGAGAAAUGAAUGAUAAUUUGAUAAUAAUUUUGGUGUUAACAUUUUUUAAAUUUAAGUUUUAAGUUUUAAUUUCGUCUAUACACUGAAUCUGUUGCAAUUGUCUGCACCAAUUUUUUUCCACCUACGAAAUUGAGUGAAUUUUUGAAUUGGUUUUUUUUCCAAAUAAAUUCGAACAUUAUUUCUCAAUUGAAGUUUACUAGUGAGCCUUUAGCGGUUGUUUAAUUGCACAAUUUUUCUUGGAUUUUUCGUCUUCUUUAUUGGCUUUGAUAGCCAAAAAGAAAUUAAUGCGAACAUUUCUUCGACAAUAUUGUAAUUGUGCGGUGCUAGUAGAAAUUACUGUUUUCGAUUUUAUUGAAUGACUUCACACAAAAUAUCAAAGAAUUUAAUUUUAUUUUAUUGCAAUCAUAAUAAUAAUUCGAAAGGAAUUGAUUUAAGAUGAUAAAAAUGGUAAAAUAAACGGAGUGGUUUGAAUUUGAAAAAAAAAAAA
Molecule: messenger RNA, 1838 nt
Organism: Sitodiplosis mosellana (orange wheat blossom midge)
Lineage: Eukaryota; Metazoa; Arthropoda; Insecta; Diptera; Cecidomyiidae
Product: alpha-tocopherol transfer protein-like
Exons: 7
Coding region: 455-1348 (297 amino acids)
Cellular component (GO): membrane
Molecular function (GO): phosphatidylinositol bisphosphate binding
Source: RefSeq, a predicted model, not a curated record